Molecule: messenger RNA, 750 nt
Organism: Cotesia glomerata
Lineage: Eukaryota; Metazoa; Arthropoda; Insecta; Hymenoptera; Braconidae
Product: hybrid signal transduction histidine kinase E-like
Exons: 1
Coding region: 1-750 (249 amino acids)
Source: RefSeq, a predicted model, not a curated record
AUGGAUGUUGAUAUCAGCAAUUAUGAUAAUAAUAACAAUAAUAGUGAUAAUAAUAGUGAAGAGAACAUUGAUAGCAAUGAUAAAAACUAUAAUAAUAAUGGUAAUGAUAGUAAUAAUAAUGUCGGAGAGUUUGAUAACGACAAUGUCAACUAUUAUUGUGCAGUUGAGACUGAUGAUGUUGCUAAUCAUAAAAUAUCAAGUCAUCCAUCUCAAUUAUCCCAGAAAUCUUUGGAAAGUAAUACUUCUCGUAUAAUCUCUGAUUAUGAAGAUGAAAUGCCAAAACAACAAGUUCCAAAAAUUGAUAUAAUGACACCAGAACUUGCUGCGGCUUUGGAUAGAGCUAACGUGACUAGUAGGAUGGCGACUUACAUUAUUGCUGCUUUAUUAUCUUGCUUGAACAUUGAUUGUGCAAGCGUAAACUUUAGUCAUGUGACUAUUCACCGAGCAAGGGAAAAAUUCCGGAAAGAAGCGGCGUUAAAUCUGAAGACUAAUCUGGAAACUGACAAUUAUGUACUACAUUUUGAUGGAAAACUGUUAUCAGAUAUUACAGGUACAGAACAAGUUGACCGGCUUCCGAUUAUUUUAUCAUCAUCAGGUAAAUUUCAACUGUUAGGAGUUCCUAAACUAGAAUCUGGGACUGGACAAAACCAAGCUUCAGCUAUUAUUAAAACAGUAAAACAAUGGGAUAUUAAUACUGACAACAUCAAAGCAUUGUGUUCUGAUACUACGGCGUCAAAUACGGGUAAAUAA